AUUUCAAAUAAAGAUUUAUGUAAAGAGUUUUAAAAAGUUUAUAAAAGUUAGUAAUUAAAGUAGAUAUGAGACAUUUGGGACCACUAAUUGGUGCCAUAGAUCAGGGCACCAGUUCUACCAGAUUUUUGGUGUUUGUGGCCGAAACGGGCGAACUCGUCACUUAUCAUCAAAUUGAAAUUAAACGGGUGUUUCCAUGUGAGGGUUGGGUAGAACAGGACCCACUAGAGCUGUUUGACUCAGUUUGUGAAACCAUCGAAGUAGUCAUACAAAAGUUGGAUUCUUUAGACAUCAACUAUAAAGAUAUUAAAUGUAUUGGACUCACCAAUCAAAGAGAAUCAGCUCUUGUUUGGGACAAAGUGACGGGUCUACCCCUUUACAAUUGUAUUGUAUGGUUAGAUAAUAGGACCUCUGAGAUUGUCGAUACAAUAUUAGAUAAUAUUCCGGGUCGUGAUCUCAAUUGGCUUAAGAAAAAGACUGGUUUACCUCUUUCAACAUAUUUUACGGCAUUUAAACUUAAAUGGCUUUUACAUAAUGAUCGGACAAUAUUUGAGUCAAUAAAAAAUAAUAGAUUACUUGUGGGAACAGUUGAUUCUUGGCUAUUAUGGAAGCUAACCGGUCAACACAUGACAGAUGUAACAAAUGCCAGCCGAACACUACUCAUGGAUAUUGAGACUCUUGAAUGGGACCCUUCUUUGUGUCACUUCUUUGAUAUCCCAAUGAAAAUAUUGCCUGAAAUUAAAUCUUCAUCCGAUGAUUUCGGAGCCAUUAAAUUGGGACCAUUAGAAGGAAUACCAAUAACAGGUGUAAUUGGCGAUCAAAAUGCAGCACUUGUAGGACAAAAGUGUUUUGGUAUUGGACAGGCAAAGGUGACUUAUGGCACCGGGUGUUUUUUAAUUCAAAAUUUAGGUCCUGGACCAAUUCACGGAGCACUCAAUGGUGUAUCGAGUGAGGCCAAAAAAAAUCUCAUUACAACUGUUGCUUAUAAGUUAGGAUCAAAUCCUGCCUGUUAUGCAUUGGAAGGUAGUGUCGCUAUAGCCGGUGCUGCCAUAACUUGGCUCAGAGAUAAUCUGGAGAUUAUUCAGAACUAUAGCGAAAUUGAAGGAAUUGCAAACCAAGACGUCAGUGCCGGCGGACUCUUCUUUGUUCCGGCACUUCAAGGUCUAUACGCCCCCUACUGGGACGCCAAUGCCACCGGAACCAUAAUAGGUGUCUCACAAUUUAGUCGUAAGUGUCAUUUAGUUAGGGCUACUCUUGAAGGAGUUGCCUUUCAGGCCAACGAUAUACUAGCAAUGAUGCGUCAGGACAGGAAUGGCAUCAAAGUUGAUGGAGGCAUGAGUUGUAAUGACCUGUUGUGUCAAAUGUUGGCCGAUAUAUCUGGUUGUCAAAUAGUCAGACCAAAACUCACAGAAGCAACUGCUUUGGGCGCCGCUAUGGUCGCCGGAUAUCAUGUCGGGCUUUGGGAUAUUCGCGAACCCGAUGAGACAGAUCUUCAUUUGACAAUUGCUAACCAAGGAAUUAUGGGACACAUUACUAGGAGAUUGUCAUUCAAUAAGGAGAGCACAACAAACAAUAUUAGCAAAAAAUUUGACAUAUUUUGGCCCAAAUUGGAUGAACAGACACGACUCGACAGAAUUAAUAUCUGGAAAAUGGCUGUCAAUCGGAGCCGCAAAUGGAUUAGAGUUGAAAAACAGGAACAGAAACUAAUCAAUUAUAAGAGAUUGUCUGCCCUUCCCUUCAUGUUUUAUGUCUUAAUGUCAUUUGGCACUCAUAUACUAAGUGUCACCAAUGGUUUUCAAACAUUUAUUUAGCUCCAAGACUUCCAUAAGUAUAAGUAAAUUUGCAGUAUUGCCCAAAACUCUUGUAAAUGCUAUACAUUCUUGUAUUUGUAAUUAAUUU
Molecule: messenger RNA, 1896 nt
Organism: Oppia nitens
Lineage: Eukaryota; Metazoa; Arthropoda; Arachnida; Sarcoptiformes; Oppiidae
Product: glycerol kinase-like
Exons: 4
Coding region: 66-1808 (580 amino acids)
Biological process (GO): glycerol-3-phosphate biosynthetic process; triglyceride metabolic process; glycerol metabolic process
Cellular component (GO): mitochondrion
Molecular function (GO): glycerol kinase activity
Source: RefSeq, a predicted model, not a curated record